Molecule: messenger RNA, 699 nt
Organism: Olea europaea var. sylvestris
Lineage: Eukaryota; Viridiplantae; Streptophyta; Magnoliopsida; Lamiales; Oleaceae
Product: strigolactone esterase D14-like
Exons: 4
Coding region: 1-699 (232 amino acids)
Source: RefSeq, a predicted model, not a curated record
AUGGAUAUAUUUAUUGAAUGUUCAGAAGAUGUUCCUGCACGGAUUAGGAGAAGAAAUAAAUCAGGUUUUAACAUGAACAAAAUAGAACUGAAUAUGAUUAUAGAAGAGUCAACUGUCCUGUUUCAUUCGUUCAAUAUAGCCUAUGAAACCACUAAAAAUAUGCUUUUAAGCUUCGCCAAAGGAUUUCAAGUAACAAAUGACUUCAUUUAUUAUCUUUCUUCCUCCAGAAACAAUGUUCAGCAAUAUAUUUUCUUGUAUUCUUUACUAUGCACAAACUCAGAAGACUAUGAAGGAGGCUUUGAACUCUCAGGUGUUGAAGAGAUAUUCUCAAGUAUUAAAUCCAACUACGAGCAAUGGACUUCAUGUUUUGCUGCUCUCGUAGUCGAUCCAAGUGAUCCUGAAUCUGUCGAAAAACUCGCAAAAUCUUUGAAAAGAAUGAGACCUGAAGUUGCAUUCACCUUGGCUAAAACUGUUUUCUUGAUCGAUUAUCGAGACAUGCUUGAGAAAGUAACGACCCCAUGUUGUAUCAUUCAAACAAAAAAUGAUAUUGUUGUUCCAAACUCUGUGCCCAAAUACAUGCAGAACAAAAUCAAGGGCGAAACCAAGGUGGAGAUUAUCGACACCGAGGGUCAUUUUCCUCAGCUAACUGCGCAUCACAAGUUCGUGGAAGUGAUCGACGCAAGUUUGGCUGAUAAAUAA